AUGAAGUUCACCACCGCAACCGCCGUGCUCGCCUUCCUCGCGACGGCCCAAGCAGCUCAGCACGGCCACCACCAUGACCGCCGCCACCCGCAUUCCGCCGCGGAUGUCGGAGUCGAAACUGAAGCGCCGUUGAAGAAACGCGGAGGACAGUGCGAGUUCCCCUCCGAUGCUGGUCUGGUUUCCGUCACGCCCAAGAUGAAGAACGGCGGAUGGGCCAUGAGCCCCGAUCAGCCCUGCAAGCCCGGCAAUUACUGUCCCUACGCGUGCCCCCCGGGACAGGUGUCUAUGCAGUGGGAUCCUGAGGCGACCUCGUAUAGCUACCCCCUGUCGAUGAAUGGUGGACUGUACUGUGACGAGGACGGCCAGAUCCAGAAGCCGUUCCCCAACAAGCCCUACUGCAAGGACGGCACGGGGUCCGUGGGCGUGCACAACAAAUGCAAGGGCGGAGACGUCUCCGUCUGUCAGACCGUUUUGCCCGGUAAUGAGGCCAUGCUGAUCCCCACGCUGGUGCAGGAGUUGGCGACCCUUGCGGUGCCGGACUCCUCUUACUGGUGUGAGACCGCUGCACACUUCUAUAUCAACCCGCCUGGAUACGGCCCCGAGACCGCCUGCGUCUGGGGUACCUCGUCCAACCCGUACGGAAACUGGUCGCCCUACGUGGCCGGUGCGAACACCGACUCCGACGGCAGCACUUUCCUGAAGAUCGGUUGGAACCCGAUCUAUCUGGAGCCGACGACCCCGUUCCGCAACGAGGUGCCCGAGUUCGGUGUCGAGAUCGAGUGCGAAGGAGACGGGUGCAACGGUCUGCCCUGCCGGAUCGAUCCCGCCGUGAACAGCGUCAACGAGAUGACCGGCAGCUCGGAGGAUGGUGCCGGAGGCGCUGCGUUCUGCGUGGUGACCGUGAACAAGGGCGAGAAGGCUCAUAUCGUCGUGUUCGACAAGGGCGGGAGCAGCAGCGGUGGCGAUGACGAAUCGUCCUCGUCCUCGUCGUCUGUCUCUUCCACGCCGGCGUCCACAAGCACGGUCGAGAGCACUACCAGCAUCAGCACCAGUUCCAUUGUCAGCACUACUUCCAGCAGCACCAGCACUAUAAUCAGCACCACCUCCACGACUAGCAGCACCUACAUCCCCCCGACCACCACUUCCACUACCCCGACCCCGACGUCGACUUCAACUUCGUCUUCGACCUCGACCUCGACUUCCAGCACGCCCCCACCUACCUCAACUUCAACCUUCCUUCCCACCUCCACUCCCCCGCCAACCUUCACCCCGUCUUCGUCCAGCCGCACCCCCAGCUCCGGCUUCGUGUCCACCCACAGCCCCUCCGGAUGGGCAGGCUACACCGUCAAGCCCGCCGUGUUGGUUGAGACGCAAGCCACCGCAUACGCCGACUCCACGGAGCAGCCCACCACGACGCCCGUGCCGACGAACUCGGACUCGGAAAGUAGCGCAUCUGGCCUGAAGCUGGACAUGUCGAAGCUGGGGCUGAUCGUUGCGGUGGGAGCAGCAAUGUUGCUGUAG
Messenger RNA from Aspergillus affinis, 1521 nucleotides. Its product is annotated as SUN domain-containing protein. The record is from RefSeq and is a predicted model, not a curated record. The transcript has 3 exons. The coding region runs from base 1 to 1521 and encodes 506 amino acids. Lineage: Eukaryota; Fungi; Ascomycota; Eurotiomycetes; Eurotiales; Aspergillaceae.